Molecule: messenger RNA, 444 nt
Organism: Funneliformis caledonium
Lineage: Eukaryota; Fungi; Glomeromycota; Glomeromycetes; Glomerales; Glomeraceae
Source: the annotation of a GenBank genome assembly
AUGGAAGACGCUAGGCCUAUUGCACGAGCAAUAUUGACUCGACGUAUCUUAAAUAGAUCUUACAUCAUUGCAAGCGAAGUCAUGACAGACCUUUUAAAUUCUCAGUUAAAACGGAUAAUGACCUUUCGAUCUCAAGGAAAUCCUCAAGGAGUAGAGAAUAUUGGUGUGGGAGUGCUUCCAAUUGAAAUGGAUCGGAGCAGCGAAGACCAGGAAACGACAACGAUAGGUAAUAAAAGACCAGACUUUUUAUGUUGGACGAACGGUGUGCUUCUUUUAAAAGGCGAAGAGGAUGUUGAUUUUCCAGUUGCUCAUGGUAGUGAAGGUGGAUUAGAAAUAUCUGAACAUUUGAAGGAUUGGGACAAUGCAACGCUCACGAAGAAUAAUGAGUAUACGGUACAAUCUGAUUUGUAUCAAUUUGGAAAGAUGGGUGGAAAGAAAUUUUAG